This is a messenger RNA of Vidua chalybeata, 1410 nucleotides long. RefSeq names its product tropomodulin 4 (gene TMOD4). Gene Ontology annotation, cellular component: striated muscle thin filament; myofibril. The transcript is spliced from 10 exons. Gene Ontology annotation, molecular function: tropomyosin binding. NCBI's taxonomy places the organism in Eukaryota, Metazoa, Chordata, Aves, Passeriformes, Viduidae. The record is from RefSeq and is a predicted model, not a curated record. Gene Ontology annotation, biological process: pointed-end actin filament capping; myofibril assembly; muscle contraction. The coding region runs from base 189 to 1232 and encodes 347 amino acids.
GCGCUGAUCUCAUGCCCCGCGCGGCCCCACAGCUUUGGGACCGGCCCCGGCUCUUGGGAUCGCCUUUGGGAUCGGCCCCGGCGCUCCGGGACCGGCCCCGGCGUUUGGGAUCGCCUUUGGGAUCCGCUUUAGGAUCCCCCCCGCAGCUUUAGGAGCGGCCGCGGGAUCGGCCCCAGGUCCCCGCGGCCAUGACGCCGUACCGGCAGGAGCUGGAGAAGUACCGCGACAUCGACGAGGACAAGAUCCUGCAGGAGCUGUCCCCGGAGGAGCUGGCCCAGCUGGACGCCGAGCUGGCCGAGAUGGACCCCGAGAACGUGCUGCUGCCCGCGGGGCUGCGCCAGCGCGACCAGACCCACAAGAGCCCCACGGGGCCCCUGGACCGGGACGCGCUCCUGCAGCACCUGGAGCGGCAGGCGCUGGAGGCCGAGGAGCGCCAGGACCUCGUGCCCUUCACCGGCGAGAAAAAAGGGAAGCCGUUUGUCCCCAAGGCGGCGGGGCCGGCGCUGCCGCGGGAGGAGCAGGUGACGCUGGAGCCGGAGCUGGAGGAGGCGCUGGCCAACGCCACCGAGGCCGAGAUGUGCGACAUCGCCGCCAUCCUGGGCAUGUACACGCUGAUGAGUAACAAGCAGUACUACGAUGCCAUCUGCAGCGGGAACAUCUGCAACACCGAGGGCAUCAACAGCGUGGUGCAGCCGGACCGGUACCGGCCGGUGCCGGACGAGCCCCCGAACCCCACGGACGUGGCCGAGACGCUGCGGCGGCUGCAGGACAACGACCCCGCGCUGCAGGACGUCAACCUCAACAACAUCAAGGACAUCCCCGUGGCCACGCUCGAGGCCAUCUGCGAGGCCAUCAAGACCAACACCCACGUGCGCAGCCUCAGCCUGGUGGCCACGCGCAGCAAUGACCUGGUGGCCAACGCGGUGGCCGAGAUGCUGGAGCAGAACCAGAGCCUGCAGAGCCUCAACCUCGAGUCCAACUUCAUCACCAGCGCGGGCAUGCUGCGGCUGCUGGCGGCCAUCGGCCACUGCCGGACACUGAGCGAGAUCCGCGUGGACAACCAGUGCCAGCGCCUGGGGGACACGGUGGAGAUGGCCAUGGCAGCCACCCUGGAGCAGUGCCCGUCCCUGCUGCGCUUCGGCUACACCUUCACCCAGCAGGGCCCGCGGGCGCGCGCCGCCGCCGCCCUCACCCGCAACAGCGAGCUCCGUCGCCAACAGAAGAAAUCCUAAAAAUUCCCCCGUGCCCGCCCCGAGCUCAGGAACCGCUGGGAAUAAAGUGGAAAAAUGGUGGGAAAACGGUCCCAAAAAAUUCCCGCUUUAUUCCCGGGGCUCUGGGGACACUUGGGGACGUUUGGGGACAGCUGGGAACACUUGGGGAUGUCAGGCCGGUGGCAGCGGUGGCGGCUCC